UGGGGUCGAGUUGUGAUUGUUAAGUUUUCUUCCGUUGCCGUUCUGUUUAGCGUUUGAAUUUGAGGUGGCUGAAAAUAUUUUGCUAUAUAAUACCUUUAAAUAAUCAUGAAGCUUGUCAGGUUUCUGAUGAAACUCAGUCACGAAACUGUUACAGUAGAGCUGAAAAAUGGGACGCAGGUGCAUGGCACGAUUACAGGAGUGGAUGUCAGCAUGAAUACACAUCUGAAAGCUGUAAAAAUGACAGUGAAGAACAGAGAGCCUGUUCAGUUGGAGACUUUAAGCAUUCGAGGAAACAAUAUCCGUUACUUCAUACUGCCAGACAGUUUACCUUUGGACACGUUACUUGUUGAUGUUGAGCCAAAAGUAAAAUCAAAGAAAAGGGAGGCUGUUGCUGGUCGUGGCAGAGGGAGAGGCAGAGGGAGAGGAAGGGGAAGAGGAAGAGGCAGAGGCGGCCCAAGAAGAUAACUUGCUAUUCUAGCAAUGGAAUGAUAAACAUGACAUAAAUCUAUUUUUUUUGUUUUUUUAUUGAGUGUUUUGUUUUUCUUUCUAGCAAAGCCAGGUAGAUUAAAUGUAUUCAUCCUCACAUUUUUGUGGUUGGCACCCAUCCAUUUUAUAGGGUGUACAUUGGUAUUUUACAGCAGCUUACCAGCGUAGGCUUUGAAUUGACUUCGGUGGGUUGCCUUUCCCCUACGUUCUAAAGUGGGUUGUAUUUAACUUUGUCAUAGUUUUGCAGAAGGUCAGUUUAUUUGCUUGACUAAGCCAAUAAGUAAAACUAACUUAUCCUAGGGUUAUAAUGGACAAUUUCAAUUUUAGUGUGUGUGUGUGUGUACUAUAGUUAAGACUCUGAUCUUUCUCCAAUUGCCUGUUUAACUCUAUUGCAUCAUCCAUUGGUGCUCAUUCAUUGUCUUGUUCAUCUUAUUAAUCUUCCUGUAUUAAUAAAACACAAUAUGGCUCUUUUCCAAUGAUGGAAAAA
This is a messenger RNA of Spea bombifrons (plains spadefoot toad), 973 nucleotides long. RefSeq names its product small nuclear ribonucleoprotein D1 polypeptide (gene SNRPD1). The record is from RefSeq and is a predicted model, not a curated record. Gene Ontology annotation, cellular component: U4 snRNP; commitment complex; U12-type spliceosomal complex. The transcript is spliced from 4 exons. Gene Ontology annotation, biological process: RNA processing; spliceosomal snRNP assembly. Gene Ontology annotation, molecular function: RNA binding. NCBI's taxonomy places the organism in Eukaryota, Metazoa, Chordata, Amphibia, Anura, Pelobatidae. The coding region runs from base 106 to 465 and encodes 119 amino acids.